AUGUCUAAUCGCGAUCCAGUCCUUCACGGCCAACACUCGCAGCGAUUCCACAACAUCAGCUACACGAUGAACCCCGCGGCCAACAACUUCGCUCCAACCGGUUCUCGGCACGGCGCGCCCAGCCAGGUGAGCACCCCUUCCUCUCCAUACUUGGAGGCAAGGACUCUCAACCUGGAAGAGAGGCAUGCAAAGAUACGCGCAGACAUCGACACUCUCCAAGAGAUGUACCAUGGCCUCUCAUUGUCCGUCGACAAGCUCAAGAAGGGCGGUUGGCCAGUACAUGUUGGCCCAUUCCAAGAGGUGGAUGUACAGAAAUCACACCAAAGCGCCGUAGAGUUCGGGAUCGAGCUGGAGAAACUUAAGGAAGAGGUUCAGGGAUCUGUAAACGGUGGCGCUGACGUACAAAAGGUGAACAGCAGUACGCCUCCCCAUCUCAGGACUUCCAGCGACACCAGCAGCGGUACAGUCAAGACAUCUCUGCCUCCGCAUUUGCGAGGUAAAAAGCUCGAGUCUACCAAUGGCCAAGUUACCCGCACCACCAACACCCAUCAAGUCGAUGUCGUCUCCAAGCAGAUCCCCACACCUGCUUUAAGCCCACCUGCUUCACCACUAAUUGCCGUCCAAGAUCCCGCCCUGUCCAUCGAAGGCGUUUCUCUGGAUGCAGCGUGGAAGCCUUACCAUCUUACAACCCUGCCCGCGUUCUCCGGUCAACUUUCCACAGGCAACGCCACCGUCACGUUCCAUCCUGACUUCCUCGCCAACACUUUGGGUGGAGCUUCCUGGUCACCUGGCCUGCGUUUCGUCUCAGGCAAGGGUCCAUGCAUGCUGAAGAAUCGUACAUACUACCAGCUCGAUCCGAAGAAUGAACCUUACCUGCCCAAGGCGCCUGGCGACCACGGUGCAAAGCUCACUGCCUUCUUCAACAAGGCCCCAGAAGAAGAAUACGGCGAUCUACUUGACGAAGACUCCAACUCGUACGAGGAUGUGCCCAUGUUCGUUCUCGUCGGAAAGCGCUAUAUGUACUACGGCAAUUAUUCGCAGACACGCUGGUCGGAUAAGCUGGACUAUGACACCAUGACGGCUAGAGUACCUCAAUACGUCAAGGAAUACUGGGCUGAAGAGCUCACCUCAUCGACGCGCGAGAAGUGGGUUACCGAAGAACUCAAGAAGCAUUUCUUUCGCAAGCCGGAGUACAGCGGCCGUCUCUUCGCUGCACCGGAUCACGAAACCACUGUUGACUCUGAGGAGGAGGUUGUGCUCACAAAGCAACUGACCAAAGACGUGCGCAAGUACGUUGAAGAGCUCCGUGAGUGGGAGCGUGAGGCCAACAUGAAGACCGCUAUGAUCAAGAAGCAGUCUAUCCUUGAGGCGUUUGACGCGUCUGAUAUGGAUGAGGCGCCUGCACUUCGCCUGUGGUGGGAGUACCUUGAGUGCGUUGACUGGAGGAAGGACUUCUACGAGCUCCUUGUCACGCUCCAAGAGCGCAACGCUAAUUGCUACUUACAGUAG
Messenger RNA from Alternaria triticimaculans, 1509 nucleotides. RefSeq lists its product as uncharacterized. The coding region runs from base 1 to 1509 and encodes 502 amino acids. NCBI's taxonomy places the organism in Eukaryota, Fungi, Ascomycota, Dothideomycetes, Pleosporales, Pleosporaceae. The transcript is spliced from 3 exons. The record is from RefSeq and is a predicted model, not a curated record.